GAGCCAGAAGAUUUAUCAAUGAAAAGCAAACAGCAAAGCUCUGAUAAUUCAGGACUCAUUGUCAAAGAUCAUGCUGGAAUAUCCAACAAAGAUCUUACUGGAGUUACCAUAAAAGAUCUUUCAAGAAUCACAGUCACAGAUCAUACAGGAAUCUCCAUUAAAGAACAUGCAGAUAUUUCAGUUAUAGAAACUGUGGGGGGCCCUAAAAAUGUUGAAGAAGCUAACCAAGGAUUUGAAGAACCAGGGACCUGUAAUUUUGGUGAUGUGAAUGAAGAUGACAAUGAAGAUGAUGAUGACGACGAUGAUGACGAUGAUGAUGACAAGGAUUAUGGCCAAGUUGAGGAACCAACCCUUGUCAAUACGUUUAACAGCAUUCUCGAAGGGGGUCAGAGCAGCGAUUCCCCGAGCUUGUCUUGUCCUAGUUCCUCCCCAGCAGUGGAAGGGCCAACCCUUGCAGAACAAACGGGAGCAAAGAAUCACAAUGGCCAAAAUGGAGCAAACAAAGGAAAAGACAGGCUUGGGGGUAUCCUUUCACUAUCCAGCCAAUCAGAAUCAGGGUUGCCGCCGCUGCAGAAUCAAUCUCCACUGUCAACACUGCAAGGGAGAGCAUCAGAGGGCCCACAAGCCUUAUUGUCAACCAAGGGCAAGAUCAUGGGAGUCCAUCUUCCUUUAAAGUUGAUGCCAGAGAGAAGAGAGAGAGACGAAUCGUGGAAAAAGUAUCUCAUCAGGUCAGCAAGCAAAUUUAAAAUUUAAUAUUUAUGAAUAUUUUAUUCAGUCUUCUACUCUGGAAUUAUGUGAGGCCAGUAGACUGAAACAGCCAUCUUUUUUUUUAAGGUCUUUGUUUGGCAAUGGCAAAUGAUUUAUUGAACUUUUGAACCAACAGAUUCACAGCAAAUGACGCCUGCUUCUCUCGCUGUGCCUGUCUGUACAAAGACCACUACCACUGUCGCAUGCCAGGCUGCCAGGUGAUCUUCAAGUCCAAAGAUGGGGUCAGGGGACACGCAAGAUUUCAUGACCUGCAGGACAGCAUCACCCCUUUGGUUUUCUGCAAGUUCAAGGCCGAUGUGGCAUGCAACUCCACGCAGUGCCAGUUCAAUGGCAAGGAGGAUCAUUAUCAUUGCAACUGGGUGAGUUCAUGAACGUUGCAUGUCAGCUGUGUUACGUUGGUCCGCGUUGACAGAGAGUGAUGGCAGCAAGACAUAUUCCACAUGUGGUUUUAAAGAAUAGAUGCUCCCAACACUUUGUCAUUGGGACAUCAUGCAGUCCUUGAAAUAGUUAAAUGGGACCUUUGCAGACAUGUAAAUGUACUAAAUUAAAAUUACUACCACACAAAAUUUACUGGUACUAUUGGUAACUUCAGAAUGUGCUAUAAAUGUUUUAUGUUUUGUUGGGAUGUGGUUAAAGCUUGAAAGGAAGGUUGAAAAGGAAGGUUGAAAAAGAAGGUUGAAAAGGAAGGCGAGAAUUUUUUUGUUUUAAACCAGGGUUUCUCCAACUUUUAACUUGGCCACCUGUCAGCUAAACUUAAAGUUGUCACAACAAAACGAUUUCUGGAGGCUAACAGUUUCAGAAUGCGAGAUAAAUGUCUAGAUAUUCUAUGGAAUUGGUUAAACCUCGAAAACAGGUUGAAAAGCACAGCGAGGAUUUAUUUGGUUUUGAUCACCGAUUCUCCAACUUUUAAGUUGGGCUGACUGGUGGACACGUUGUUUAAUUGCUCCAAAGACCAGCGUCGGACUUAUUAAUUAUAUUUCAUAUUUAUUCUACCAUAAUUACUCAUUUUGUGUGGAGCGGCGACAUAAGGUGUAGCGGACCAGAGCUGGUACACCGACCACAAUUUUGGGAAUGCUGGUUUAGACUACAUUCUUGAUAAGAAGAAAUCUCAGCUUCCAUGCAAACACAAAAUGUUAAUACUUUGAUAAGUUCUGAGGUGUUCUGUUCAUUUUGAAACAUUUGCUUCACAGUCCAACUGUUCUCACACCCUUGCGGAGUCGGCCCCAACUUUUGCACGUCUGGACCACUACAGGGUCCAUGAAUGUUUAACAGCUGCGGUGAGCAAAGGUCGCAGUGUCUUCUCAAGUGAGUACAGGUCCUUGUUGAUACUUGUGUGUGUACGGUGGGAAGUUUUAAGCCAACAGUGUUCUCAUGCCUCAUAACUUCUGUUCCUUAGUAGCUUACGUGAGGUGUAGAUCAUUGGCAUGGGCAUCAUUUCAAGUUUUUUCAGGGCGGGGGGCAAAACCAAAACUUGGUCGGCUUGUUAAGUUGUUAAUUACUGGAAGCGCCACAGUACAAAACAUUUUAAAUAAAACCUGCAAAUUCAGGCGGGGGUGGCAUAUGCCCCACCCUGCCCUACCCAAAUGACAUCCCUGAUCAUUGGUGUUUAGGUCAAAGGCUUGGACUGAAAUAGGAAAAAAUGAGAAAAAAAUGUUUCUUGGACUCAUGCUAUAAAAAUUCAAUAAAUAUUUUAACACAUUCCUAUCUAUUUUAAGCAAUCGAUCCUUAGUCAAAUGGAAUAUGUCUAUAUUUCUUAUAUAUCUUUUAACACAAUUAUGUGAACUAAUAUGACAGCCGAAUAAAAUACAGACAAUAUUUGAAGUUAAAUAAAAAAGAUAUUUAGUAUAAGCAGCAUAUAUUUAUUUAUAUGUAUGGUAAAUAACGCUCUCAAAUAUUUUUAUUAAUCCAGGUUCAAGAUCAGAACUUGAUCCAUUACAGAAACGUAGGGGUCGGCCACCUAAGUACCCAAAGUACGACCUGCCGUCUGUUCCUAAAGUUCAUUUAACGGAAAAAGAAAUCACAGACUCAACAAUCGCCUUCAUGCACAACCAGUGGCAUGAAAACAGUACGAUCAUCAACGGUUUCAAGAAGUUUGUCUUGCCAGAGUUGUGCCCGGAUGAACUGUGUGUGUUCAGGUCUAAGGACCACUUCCACUGCGGGCGCAAGUUUUGCCACAUGUCCACUGAUCGGCUGGACGUGCUGAACGUCCACGCCAAAGAGUUCCACAACAACAUCACAAUUCUGGAGGGGUUUGAGUUUUUCGAGCGCAUGGUGAACUGCCGCAGACCCAUCUGUCACAACAAUAGGAUAAAUCGUCACUUCCACUGCAUGAGGUCACUGUGCGAUUACAGCUUUGUGCGGCACAGCACGAUGGCGCAGCACAACAAGAAACAUCCCACUGUCACAUCUGCCGUACUUUCCACACCUAUGACCCUGGCCGCACCCGUGACGACCAUGGCUCAGCCCAAGAUGACGCCAUCUCAAUACAUUGCCAUUGCCCCCGUGCCUUGCACGUCCUCGAUGCCAACGGCUGCAGCCACCAUGAGCAUCAGCAGUAAUAAUAAAAAUGUUGUGAAGUCUGCUGGGACCUAUUACCCCAUGUCUGGAAUAUCCAAUAUUAAGUUGUCACCAAUCUCAACCCUUGGAACAGUUGUGACCACUCGAGCACUGACCCCUGCCCUAGCUGUCUGUGGUUCUCACGUGACUCAAGGGAGUUCAGCGAAGGUUCUGCCCGAUUCUCAAAUGGCAGCCAUGAACAAUGUUCUGAAUGGUUCUCAAAUCACAACUGGGACCACAGCCCAGGUGAUGACGGGAUCUCACAUGUCACCUGUAUACUCAGGUGUAAGUGUAAGCAACACGGUCUCUGGUGGCCAGGUGUUUCAAUCUCAGGCGGGGGCAUCAAUGUUCACAGCUGGCGGGUUGUGCCUCACCCUUCCCCCAAACAUGGUGUCGACAUCAAUCCCCGUCAUAGCACAGACACCCAUGGGUCAGCAAGCAAGCGUUCUCACUGGGCUCAUCCCAGUCGGGCAGCUCUCUCAGCAUGGGCUGCCCUCUCCAUUAAUAAAUAUAUCCGCUGGUCAGUUCCUGGCCGCUGCCCAGGGGCAUUUCCUGCAGCAGAGUAAGUUAAUGGGUCAGAAUGUUCUUCAGUUCAUCUCCAGCCCCACCAGCUCCUCCACCAAUCAAACCCUGACCACCAUCAGUCCCAGCGGGAGCAAACCAGUUGGUGUGCCACCUCUGACGGUGCUGCUCCAGCACCAUCAGCAGCUGCAGCAGCAAGGUCUCGGGGCACCGCUCAGCUGGGCGGGUCUGAAAAAACAAAUGCAUUACUCAGUUGAGCACAACUGUGGACGCCCCUUCUGCAAGCUCAAGAAGAAGGACCACUACCACUGCCUGGACUGCAACCAAGCCUUCUCUGACCCAGCUCGGCUCCGAGCCCACAUUGGCAAACACGGGUUCAAGUUUAAAAAAUCUGGCCACUCUAAGAAUCCCAAAAGGAAAAAUGACUGUGAAGCUCCUUUAAACUUGAAACCAAUUGAUUUGACCUUGUCCAGAAAAAGAAAACAAGCUUCUGACGAGAAAGAUUGCGAGAGUUCAGAUUAUGAUGACUCUGCAGAUGACCCUGUUAAUUUAUCCCUCAACCUGCUGCCGUCGGUGUUCACCAACAUGGUAUCAAAUUCUGUAGCAUCCAAGGAUGUCACAGCUACACCUCCUUUGAAUGCCUGGAAUAGUAGUCAAAGCUUGUCUGGCAGAGCAACAGAUUUAAGCAAGGCUCACCAAAGUGAGAGCGUGGAUGAUGAUUGCGAUGACCUUGAAGACCUAAACAGCUCUAACGUAAGCAACGGGGCAGAUUCCAAACAUGACAGCCUGUCAGAUUCUCUGCCAAUUACGUUGGAUGACAGUUUUGAUGAAUUUGAGUCCCCGCUCAACGCCUCCUCCUCUAGCUUGACCCUCUGCUCCUCACUGUCGAGGAAGUCUGGUCGUAAGCGCACACUGGCUAAAAAUGAAGGCUUUGCUAACACGGACGCGUUUGUCCUCCCCAAGCCCCAGAAGCAGAGGAAGAUGAGCUGGGGUAUCAAAGUUGAUGGGGACAUCCCUGAAGGUUACAAGAGGGUGCGGUGCGGUGAGGACUGUGGGCACGUGAGGUGUGCUUACAGACAGACUGUAACACACUUUCACUGCCUGCGUACGGACUGUGGUUACGGUUUCAGUGACAAGUCACGUAUCAUGCAGCACCGCAUCCGCCAUGAGCGCCUGGAUGCCCUGAUGGGCGGUGAGUUCCAGCAGUUCAGGGCGUCGGUGAGCUGCGAGCAGGACGACUGCGAGUACGACGAGAAGGCAUCACACUUCCACUGCCUGAAGUGCCCCUACUCCUGUGUGGAUUCCAGCAAGGUGCCGGCACACCGCAAGUACCACUCCAAGCUGGACAACAUCAGCAGCAACGGGUUCACAAAAUACGCCGGAACGUCGGACUGUCAGAUUGCCGCCUGUUCGUAUUUCCGCAAGCAGACGCACUACCACUGCACGUUUGCAGGGUGCAACCACGCUGUGCUGGGACCAUCUCAGAUGGCACCACACAAACUGAAACAUGCCCAGCUUCAGUCGGUCUGAUACAGGAGUCUUCUUCUAUUUGGCUCCAUUCAAUAUUGAGCAGUCAGUUGUUGCCUUCAUGUCAAUUAGCAAUACAUUUAAGUUAAUGUAUUUUUAAAAUUUACAUCUGAUAACUUAUUUAUACAAAAGUUGGAAUGAAUAGAUAAUACAAUUUUUUGUGUGGGUCUUUUUAAAAAAAAUAUACACAUAUUUAAUAUUACUUAGCCAGGUUUUGUUUGUGAUAACAUGAACUGUGUUGGAACUUGACACACUCACCCACACCUUUGUUGUGACCUUUGACCUACUUUACUGUCAUGUAACAGUUGUGAACAUUUUUUUUUAAACAAAUAAUUCACAGCCCCAUCCUCUUUCCAAAACAAUUAAUUUUAACCUAACUCCCUUCCCUCCACUACCACUUUUUUUUUCUUCCCUUUUUUCACUUUGUGAACAUCCAUUGUUGAAAUAGUAAUUAAUCUUAAUUAUGGUCUGACUUAAUUAUAACAAUGAAAUUCUAUUAUUAGUAUUUUUUUAUAUUUUUUAAUUUGAUCGAAAUUCAUACAAAGCACUAUCUCCCUUCCCAAACUUGCUGUGAUUUUGUCAACAGCUGGUCUACUACCGAAACUCAUCAUUAGAUUUACGUAAUUAGAAUAUAGGACAAAUUAUAAUGAGGAGAAUCACCCUCCUUCUGCUAAUCGUGUCAGAUUUUUAUUUAUUUAUUUAUUUUAAAUCAUCUUGAAGAAUGAAAAAUAAAAAAAAUUGAGCCGCAACAGUUUCGUGGCAUCAUUUGAAAAUUGUGAUUUAUGAACCUUACAUUUCCUUGCCACUGCUGCCGUUGGAAGAUGCUGACCUCCUCAGAAAUUAAGAGUCCAAUUAUAACCUGAAGGCUUGCUUGUUGAUGUAUUUAUUCUUGAUUAUGUUGGGUUAAAUUUUGUUCACAUAAAGGCCAUAAUAUAAUGUAAAUAUUUAUAUAAACACACAUUAAUGUCUAUGUAGUGUCACCAUAUUUGGUUCCGACACAAUCUGAAUUCCAGGAUUUAUAUUUUUUUAAAUUAUUGUUAGAAAUGCAUCACUAUGUGUUAGCCACUGCACACAAGUGUUGUCUGGCCUAACCCACGGGGAGGCAACCUUUCUUGGUCAUGAGGGUAUUCCCACUUACACAAAAUUUAAUUCACGUGUUAUAAAUUAAAAUAAUAUUUGGGGAUUAUUUUUUGUUCUAUGCAAGUUUUCUUCUCUACUGCUGAGUAAGUUUUCACCUGUACUGCUGAUUAUUAUGCUCUACCUUUUAUUACGAUUAUGCUCUACCUUUUAUUACGCUCUCACAAUUUUUGUUUCAUGGGAGUUGUGUCAUUGCUGUUUUUUUAAAUUAAAAUAUUUGUUACAAAAAUGCUUGAUAAAAGCAGAAGAAAAGGGCUUAUCAAAAAAGAAAGAUUAUUUUAGUACCAAAAUUGUGUAAAAAUUUGAAUGUACAACUAAAAAAGUGCCAUCUUCCACCUAUAUGCAACAAAC
Molecule: messenger RNA, 6861 nt
Organism: Lymnaea stagnalis (great pond snail)
Lineage: Eukaryota; Metazoa; Mollusca; Gastropoda; Lymnaeidae
Source: the annotation of a GenBank genome assembly